Molecule: messenger RNA, 1897 nt
Organism: Desarmillaria tabescens
Lineage: Eukaryota; Fungi; Basidiomycota; Agaricomycetes; Agaricales; Physalacriaceae
Product: Diphthamide synthesis
Exons: 1
Coding region: 443-1846 (467 amino acids)
Biological process (GO): protein histidyl modification to diphthamide
Molecular function (GO): 2-(3-amino-3-carboxypropyl)histidine synthase activity
Source: RefSeq, a predicted model, not a curated record
UGCCAUCCCAGUCGAUAGAGCGCACUGAUGACUGCCGCCGUGCCCGUUCCCGCUGCAAUUUCUUUGCCUGGCCAUCCUUUCAUCUCGAAGCCUUCUUCAAUUCCAGCCCAUCCAGCCCCUACUAUGGCAAGUUUUACACCCUCUUUAACAGCUCCUGUGCUCCCCGCAAGGAGCACUUUAUAGUUCUUGGUUUUGUUGUAGAAGUACCAUCCUUGAAGAGUUCUCGGAGGACGAUGGGCGUUUUCUGCCAGAAAUUUUAGGGAUGCAGAACGUGUUCCGCGAAUGAAUCCGAGGAGAGAACCAACAAUGAAGAAGGCAGGAGGAAGGACCAAGAGACGAGGAGGUACAGAGAGGUAGAUUCGUUUUUUUUCAACGCGAUCAGUGUCGUUGUCCAAGUCGGUAGACAUGACGUCAUCAGAAUUGCAGCUCUUUUUCGCCGCUCAUGGCCGACGCAUCUGCUCCUCGCAAACGAGUCCGUCCUCGAAAAUUCGUCGGUUCUACCAAAGCGCCUUCGUCGUCGUCGGCAGUGCCAUUGAAUAGCGUUCCGCAAUCGUUGCUAGAGAAUGAAGCCCUCAACGCCUCCAUCUCUGCACUACCGAGCAACUACUCGUUCGAGAUCCACAAAACUCUAGCCCACAUCCAACGGCAUGGCUCCACGAUGGUUGCUUUGCAGCUACCAGAAGGUCUGCAGAUGUAUGCUUGCGCUAUUGCAGACAUCAUCGAAAGAUUUUCUGACGCGCUUACCGUCGUUCUCGCCGAUGUAACAUAUGGCGCGUGUUGUGUAGAUGACUACACCGCCAAGGCUUUGGGCUGCGAUCUGUUAGUGCACUAUGGACACAGCUGUCUUGUCCCUGUGGAUGUAACAACCGGUAUACGGACGCUGUACAUCUUCGUCGAAAUCGCCAUCGACGAGAAGCAUCUUGUCGAGACGGUGCGAUUGAACUUACCGGAUACCAAGAACCGAUUCUUGGAGAGUUUGGAAGAAGAAAAGGCUGCUGGGGACGCCAUUACCAGUGGUCUUAAGCAGCAUCUCGCGAUCACCCAUGAUGGUGAGAAGAAAGAAUCGAAGGAAGAAGAGUCGGCUGUCGGUGCACCCACCAGCCUUGCACUGGUCUCAACAAUACAGUUCGUGUCUGCGCUCUCCCGUCUGAAAGAAUCUCUUUCUUCACCAUUGUUGAACCCCUCUUCACCUAAUCUAUGGCCUGGUCCCUACGUCGCGACAGUACCGCGCUCUCACCCUUUAUCUCCAGGAGAGAUCCUCGGAUGUACUGCUCCCCGCCUACCAGAUGCGCCCGAUGCAUUCAUAUAUCUUGGCGAUGGCCGCUUCCAUCUGGAGGCUGCAAUGAUAGCCAAUCCUGGUGUCCCUGCAUUUCGGUAUGAUCCAUACUCGAAGAAACUGACCAGGGAGGGAUAUGAUCAUGCCCGGAUGCGGGAUACACGGUCAAAAGCUGUCAAGACUGCGGAGGGCAAGGGGACGUGGGGUAUCAUACUGGGUACACUAGGAAGGCAAGGGAACCCAGGACAUCUCAAAGCCAUCUCAUCGCUCGCUUCUUCAGGAAGCCAGAUAUCCAUAACUCCAAUUCCCAUUCUGCUCUCAGAGCUCUCACCAGCAAAGCUGGCCCUAUUCAAUGAUAGUAUUGAUGUCUUUGUGCAGACAUCGUGUCCACGGCUUUCUAUUGACUGGGGAGCAGCCUUCGCGAAGCCUCUACUGAGCGUAUAUGAGUCAGGCGUCGCGCUUGGGAAGUGGGGCGGAUGGUGGGAGGACGGCGAGUACCCAAUGGACUUUUAUGCGCGAGGUAGUCGAUGGGUUGAAGCUAGGAAAAUGGGGGAAUUCAUUACGACGUGACGACUAUCUGAACUUUCUCAUUUCAUGAAGAUAUAAUCAGGAUUUCACGCA